AAGGGGAUGGCGUGAGCCCAGUUAGCGCAGGAUCCCCGCACCCCCAGUCACCGGAUCACACGGCAGCAGCUGGUCCCAGGUGCUAUUUUCACUCUGCAUUUAUAAAGCGGUCGCCAUGAAACAGACACAGGAGCAGAGCCAGUCCCAGAUCCCAACUCAUUCCCCCGCCUUAGACACCCAGCCAGGUCCACCAUGAAGUCCACAGGGAGCGAACAGGGUGCCGCGCCGGACGGUUUCCCCUCCGACUUGGACGAACUGGAUAGCGGAAGCGAGGAGAGCUCCGACAACAAGUCGACGGGCAGCGGCUGUAGCCCCCAGGGAGGGGGCCGGGAGGGGGCCAGGCAGAGGGAGAGGGGGUGCAGCAGGCGUCUGCAGGGCGUCAGCAAACAGAGGCAGGCAGCCAAUGCGCGGGAGCGGGACCGGACCCACAGCGUGAACACGGCCUUCACCGCGCUGCGCACCCUCAUUCCCACAGAACCAGCCGACAGGAAACUGUCCAAGAUCGAGACGCUGCGCCUGGCGUCCAGCUACAUCUCCCACCUUGCCAACGUGCUGCUGCUGGGGGACAAGUGUUUGGACGGACUGCCCUGUCUCGGGUACCACAGUAUCCUGCAGAGCAGCACCAACAUCAACAGCAGCAGCCCCCCACUCAGGCCCAUAUGCACUUUCUGUCUCAGUAACCAGAGGAAAAUGCUCAGAGAUGGAGGAAAGCACACAGCCAUCUGACAUGGUCACGCACUACUGUCAAAACAAGGAUGCAACGAGGAUGCAUACCAAGUCACACGGAUGUUUACAUGUACCUAAGAGUGGGAAAAAAACUUUAACUUUGUACAUAUUUUUUGCAAAAUUCUUAGGACAAAACCCCCCCCACUGAAAUGCACUUUCCGUUCACUAUAUGUGGGUCUUUUCCACCGUGUUUUGGUAAAAUUGGAAAUCGAAAUCAAUGUGUAAGGCUCCACCUGACAGUGGGCUAUUUCGGUAUCAGAAAUAGUAAGCCGUAGUGUCGCGCUCCUAAAAAACAGUCUCGUCUCCCCCGUGCAGCCAGUCACAUGGUUGUAACCCAAGCCUAGGCAGUGCAGCGUUUCGUCGGUGGAGUAGCGGACUGGUUAGCUCUCCUGGCUGAUUCAUCUUUUGCCAACUGAAGAGAGGGUGACGUGCUUGACAAUUAUGAAUUCUAACUGCCAUUCAAACUCAAUUCAAUAGUUCCAAAUAUACUUUGGUAGCAGUAAUAUUUAAAUGAAUCUUAACCAGGAUAGUACACUUAAUUUAAAUGGGGGAGGCAAAACAAUAUACAAAAUGUGCUUGAAUCCAAAUAUGAAGUGUUAUAUGUAGGCCCCACCUGCUAGCAGAGCAGAAGCAACCAGACUUGGUGUUUAGAAACUUUACCACAACGUCAAGUCAUAUUCCAUGUCAAAUGUAACAUGGUGUAGAUCAAAAGAAAACGUAACAUACAUAUUAAACACUCAUUUUGGGAGCUCAAUGCUAUACAUUGAGAAAUGUUUACUUGCAUGUAUUGCACACGCCUUUUCACAAUCCACAAACACAAUAGUUCUGCAUAUGUUUGUGCAGUAUUGGUUGCACCUUUGAAGGCCCAAUGCAACUGUUUUUAUAUAAUCAAAUAAUUUAUAGUUAACAAAAUACCUUACUGUAAUAUAUUCCACACCAAACAUUUUUUUAAAGCUUUUUAGCACAAAACUUUUUCAAGCAAGAAUUUUUGCUAGGACUGUCUGGGAGUGGUCUGAGUGGGAAGGGUAAACUGACAACUAGCCAUUAUUGGAAGAGGGGUUUGGAACUCUUAUUGGUCAUGGUCUAUUAACCAAUUAACCACAUGGUGAUGUCACCAUGGAAAGCCAAAACUCACACCCAUGGAAACCUGCUGAUCAGAAGGGCCUGUGUAGAUUGUAUUUUCAACCAGCAACUAUCAGGAAAUAACACUAAUCAAAUGUUUUCACACUUUUACAGUGUUGGUUUCAGCCAUUUCACAAUAUAAUUUAAAAGGCAGGAACAUAAUUGACUGCACUGAUUUGGGUAUAUAAUAAAUUACUUCAAAAUCAUGCAAAAUAAAAAUACAAUCAUAUUUGGAUGAAUUAUCCAAAACAAAUAACGAUAUUGCACACUGACUGCAAUACACUUUUACCGCAAUGAAGACCUCAAUGUAUUAAAUUAAUAGAAUUAUAGGCCUACCUCCAAGUCUAUUGUAAUGUGUAACAUUGUUGUAAACAUACUUGAAUUUCUCCUAACUUAUGUAAGACAAUUGUCCUCUUCACAUAGCAACCAAUGAGAAGCUGUUUGAAGGAGAAAAAUGCAUUUUUGUACAAGAAGUAAAAAAAAACAUUUGACUUGUAAACACAAUCAUUAAACUACUUUCAAAAUAAAUAUUAUUUGACUGAUGAGUUGAAUGUGCAUGUAAAAUACCUUCUUAGGACAAGUUUACACAGAGUCCGAUUCUGAACU
Oncorhynchus keta (chum salmon) is the source of this 2454-nucleotide messenger RNA. Its product is annotated as basic helix-loop-helix transcription factor scleraxis. Gene Ontology annotation, biological process: developmental process; regulation of transcription by RNA polymerase II. The record is from RefSeq and is a predicted model, not a curated record. Gene Ontology annotation, molecular function: protein dimerization activity; RNA polymerase II transcription regulatory region sequence-specific DNA binding; DNA-binding transcription factor activity, RNA polymerase II-specific. The transcript has 2 exons. NCBI's taxonomy places the organism in Eukaryota, Metazoa, Chordata, Actinopteri, Salmoniformes, Salmonidae. The coding region runs from base 193 to 726 and encodes 177 amino acids.